Molecule: messenger RNA, 736 nt
Organism: Ixodes scapularis (black-legged tick)
Lineage: Eukaryota; Metazoa; Arthropoda; Arachnida; Ixodida; Ixodidae
Exons: 2
Coding region: 284-700 (138 amino acids)
Source: RefSeq, a predicted model, not a curated record
UCGUAGCUAUCUUAAAGAGCCUGUGCUGCGACACCGCCAAGGCGAAUUUUGAAGCAUUUCGAUUAUAACGCGAACCCCCAAAUUAGGUGAGGGAAAUUUUGAAAAAAAAAACUUGCGUUACAUUCGAGUGAAUACGGUAUUUGUCUAGGACUCUGUUAGCAAGAUUUUACAUUACGCUACUGCUAUACUGUGCACGUGAAGCUCCCUAAACUGAUAUAGAAAAUAUAGCACUCAUGACUAAUUUUGUGUUUUGUUCGUAUUGCAGAGAGCUCGGUUUGUUCUAAUGGGUGGAACAAGUGUGAAGGAUGCGGUUCGCUGCAUCAUGGAGCGAACCCUGAAAAAAGAAGUUCAGGCGCAUUUUACUUUCGUGGGGCGGCAGGGGAAGCAGCCAUUUAAAGGAACGAAGCUGUUUUCCGUCAUCAAGGCUGCUGUCCAAAAAAAAACGAAGGCGGCUGACACGGAGGUAGAGGCGGCCAUCCGGGUCUACCUCUACGGUGUGAAGGACCGGGAGGGCGGGCGGCGUUCCCGCUUUUUGGACGCUGUAGAUGCUGCAGCUUUGAGGAGGAUUGCAGCAUUGAGCGAGGCUCCAGCUUCGAACAACGCUGUAGCCUCGGGCGAAGCUGCAGCCUCGUUCGAUGUUGUGGACCUCUUCGAGGUUGCCGCAUCCGGUGGCUGGAGCGACGAAGAUUUCCAAGAAUAAAACCCGUGACCGCAGUCUUUUGUUUUUGCCCUUUUU